GGAUCUGCGGGAAUGUGGAGCGGUCCUGCAGCGGUAUCAGCCUCCUGCCUGCAACUGGGACUGCUCCUAACCUAGGCGCGCCCGCUGCUCGGUGGCGGGAGGGCCAGCCAAGCGCCAUGGCCUGCAGCUUGAAGCCUUUACAACUGGACUGUGACCUCUGUGCCAUAGUGUCCAAUUCAGGUCAGAUGGUGGGCCAGAAGGUAGGCAAUGAGAUCGAUCGCUCCUCCUGCAUUUGGAGAAUGAACAAUGCCCCCACCAGAGGCUAUGAAGAAGAUGUUGGCCGCAUGACAAUGAUUCGUGUUGUUUCCCAUACCAGCGUUCCCCUUUUGCUGAAAAACCCUGAUUAUUUUUUCAAAGAAGCCAACACUACUGUUUACGUUAUUUGGGGCCCUUUCCGUAAUAUGAGGAAAGAUGGCAAUGGCAUUGUAUACAACAUGUUGAAAAAAACGGUUGACAUCUAUCCGAAUGCCCAAAUUUACGUGACCACAGAGAAGCGCAUGAGCUACUGUGAUGCAGUUUUUAAGAAGGAAACUGGGAAAGACAGGACAGAAGGGUAUAGAAAAGUCCCGUACCAUUAUUACGAACAAGGAAGAGAUGAAUGUGAUGAAUAUUUUCUUCAUGAACAUGCCCCAUAUGGGGGACAUAGGUUUAUCACUGAAAAGAAAGUAUUUGCUAAGUGGGCCAAGAAACACAGGAUAAUAUUUACACACCCAAACUGGACAGUGUCUUGAUGCUGUUUUUGUUUUUAUCUUGCCACACCAUUUGAUGUGACAAUAAUACUGCAACUAUGAGACUGAUGAUGCUAAUGAUGAUGAUAAUGCUGAUGAAAAGGAGGACGAUGAUAAGGACCAUAACAAUGAUGAUCAAGUUCCUGUACAUUCUCAGAUCUGGAUGGUUAUUACUCUGCCAAUAAUUUAAACUUGGAUUCUGCAGAGGGUGGUUGUGUUUAUUAUGUUCUUUCUGAAGGCUCAACACUACAUACUGCACUUUAUAACCUAACUGGAAUCGAAAUGAA
This is a messenger RNA of Chrysochloris asiatica (Cape golden mole), 1015 nucleotides long. RefSeq names its product alpha-N-acetylgalactosaminide alpha-2,6-sialyltransferase 3-like. Gene Ontology annotation, molecular function: alpha-N-acetylgalactosaminide alpha-2,6-sialyltransferase activity. NCBI's taxonomy places the organism in Eukaryota, Metazoa, Chordata, Mammalia, Afrosoricida, Chrysochloridae. Gene Ontology annotation, biological process: ganglioside biosynthetic process; oligosaccharide metabolic process. The record is from RefSeq and is a predicted model, not a curated record. The transcript is spliced from 3 exons. Bases 117 to 731 code for a protein of 204 amino acids.